Rhodamnia argentea is the source of this 2607-nucleotide messenger RNA. RefSeq lists its product as uncharacterized. The transcript is spliced from 2 exons. NCBI's taxonomy places the organism in Eukaryota, Viridiplantae, Streptophyta, Magnoliopsida, Myrtales, Myrtaceae. The record is from RefSeq and is a predicted model, not a curated record. Bases 165 to 2447 code for a protein of 760 amino acids.
ACUUGCAAGUGGAGGUCUAGUUCAUGGAUCUGGAAAAAUGGAGCUCACUUGACCAUCCUCAAAAGCUUUCCUAUCAAGAAUUUCCCCAGUAAAAAAACAGAGCUUUUGUGGGAUACGGAUUCAGAGGAAACAGGGGAAUCGAUCCCUGGAAACGAAAGGGCGUCAUGUUUGGUUGCAGCAUCAAUGGAAGCCUCAACGUGGCCGAGUUCAGCAAGCCCAUGCCCUGGAUUGGCAUCUACAUAGCAGCUGCUUCCUUAGCCUGCGCGGUCGCCAUGGCCGUGGACGCCGUGGCUGCCUUCCGCUACCGGAGGCUCUGGUUCCCGAGCCGCUUCUUCGCCCUCAACGCCACGUCGCUGACUAUCAUCGCGGUCGCGGUCAAGCUCUCCGUCGACCUCAACACGCCCAUGCCGCGCCGCCAGGACCAGCUCGCCAAGCUCAGCAGCUCGGUCCUGAUCUGCACUGUGAUGGGCAAUUUGAUGCCUUCUCUUGGGGCGAUGGAGAACAAGGAGCUCUUGUCCAACAUGAUUGCUCUUGCAAUUCUUGUCAUCACGUCGAUCGUGAACAUUUGUAUGCAAUUGGGCACUGGAGUGAUCUACACGUACCGGAGGGAACAUGCCUUCGUGAUGCUCCUGAUGCUGCUCUUGCUGAUGAUGCUGAGCUUCUCAGCCGCGGUUGUCCCAACCACGAAGUGCUACUUGGAGAUGAAGUAUUGCAAGAAGCACGAGCUGGCCCUGAAGGAGAGCUCGAGCCAUAGUCGCGAGACUGUCUUCGAUAAGCUCAAGGAGGACCUGAUGAAGUAUGGGAUGAUGGCUCAUACCGGCAACCCGCAAUUCGUCGUUGGGCGGUCAGUGACGUGCGCUGCUUCCGGGGCACUCUGCCUCCUGAGCGCAAUGACUCUGGUGCAGGCGAUGCUCCGGUCUUACCUGAUGCCCGGUAGGUUCGAGUUCUGCAAUGGUGAGUCCGACUAUAAGUGGUCGAGCAUGGUGAUUCUCAUCGCCCAGAAUAUCGCGGUUGGGGUUGGCACGAUUGCCCCGGCUUUCCGAUGGUUCAUUGCCAUCAAAUUCAAGUGCCCGAAGCGGGGGAACAAGAGCUACAAGGACGAAUUCAAGCUCGAAAAGCAUUGGAUACAGUGUUUCAUAGAGAUCAAGGAGUGUCCGUUAGGUUUACACAUCCCAAGCCGGCAUUGUCGGAAGCUCACCCACGAUGCAAAGAGGGUGGUUUUGGAGAUGCUUACUGGAAUACAAGUCGGGAUCGUGUUGGGAAGCAAGGUCGUGAGGCUGAUCUCGAUUCUGUUCAUGAGCCGGAUCUUGUUGUUCUGUGACUUGUGCUGCGAGUUGAGGAAGAAGCUCAAAUUGAACAUCAGCGUUUCAACCAACGACUUGGACUCCAGUUUGCGACUAGAAGGCUCGGUCUCGAAGCCACCAGACCUCAGCCGUUAUGUUUUGCAUCUCGAGGGUGAGGAAGAAUUGGUCCAUACCAUGAUGCGGAACAACUGCGACGCCACCGAAUGUUGGAUCAAGAUGGGGAAGAAAAAUCAGCCCAAACAUCUCAUACAACUCCUGGAAGAGACUCCAUCUCGCUUGUUCGGGGGGGUGAUGAGUUUCGACAGUGAUGCAGUUCCGCCACUGGAUUCUGCAGAACCUCCAAACAACUGGGCGCUGCCGAUCGUGACCUUAGCAAGCCUUGGGCUCGCUAUUCCGAACAUCGACCCACAUGCCAGAAAACGACUGCUGCAGGGCGUUCGUGAGGGCCUGACGUAUGUCAACUUAGUUGAAGAGAGGCUGUGUGCAAAACAAGAAUUGGUGAACACACGCAAGGCGGCAAGCAUUGUGUUUCUGGAAGUUGAUCUCUACCACAAAUGGCUCGAUGUAGAUCUCCACAAACUGUCCCUCCAAGGAAACAGCAUGAGGGACGUGCUCGAAGCGCUCGGGGGCACCGCGAAGAACGUUUUUGUUGAAUUCAAAGCCCUACCGACCACCGGAUGUUUAAUGGAAUCCCCUUCUAUGUGGCCCGUCAAAGUCCUGGCUGCAUAUUCCAUGUACCGGAUAAGUGAGACCCUACUGCUCGAUUGCAAGGGUAGCGACUGCGAUAUGAGCAGUAGAAUCUUCGAGAAGCUAGCGAGGAUGAUCUCUGAUAUUAUUGCGGCCUGCCUUACCAACUUAGAACAUGUCAUGUUCACCGAGUGCUGUUGCAGCGGCAUCGAGGAACGAAAAGAGAGCGUGCGGUUCGCCGCUCUUCUUCUCGGAAGAACGGUGAAAGUGAUGAAUAUCCUAAAUCAAAGAGAGCUUCCGUAUCUGGACUCGGAACAAUUGGCGAGCAUUGACGAGUGGCGCGCCUCGGGCGACCUGAGGAAGGCCUUAUUGGCGAAGUCAUUCACAGAUGAGAGCGAGCUGUCUUCUCUCAGUCCUGGAGAUCUUUACCUGUCUAUUCAGGAUUCGCAAGUCUAGGAGGGAAGCUGGAACCGGCCUAGGAGUUUUUACAUACCUUAUUAUUAUUAUUUUUUUUUCUGUUCGGGCGAUGAUAUGAACAACGGCUCGAGACAUGUCUCUUGCUGAUGUAUAGUAUUAACAUUACCGAGACAGGAAUAUGAUGACCUCUUGGAAACGA